This is a messenger RNA of Gadus chalcogrammus (walleye pollock), 2500 nucleotides long. RefSeq names its product protein PAT1 homolog 2-like. The coding region runs from base 34 to 1752 and encodes 572 amino acids. Gene Ontology annotation, biological process: deadenylation-dependent decapping of nuclear-transcribed mRNA; P-body assembly. Lineage: Eukaryota; Metazoa; Chordata; Actinopteri; Gadiformes; Gadidae. Gene Ontology annotation, molecular function: RNA binding. The record is from RefSeq and is a predicted model, not a curated record. Gene Ontology annotation, cellular component: P-body. The transcript is spliced from 17 exons.
UAUGGGGUGCGGGGGGGCAGGAUCAGAGCCCAGAUGUUUGAGGACCCAGCAGUGGUCCGGACGGUGGAGGGGCGGCCCAGCAUCAAGACGUUUGACAGUGCUAUAGUGGACUGCGGAGCCCCUCUGCCCUGGGCCACCAUGCAGAGGGCGGGCUGGAUGGGGCCGUCCUGCAGGAAAAACAGAAUGGCCGGAUCCAUACUAGAGGACAACGCUAUCGUCUGUGUGAUCGACGGCCAUGGGGGCAGAGGUCACCGUGGGUCGCCUCCGAUCCUGCACUCUCCAUAUCCCUCCUCGGGGUUCAGAGCCCGGGGUACUCUGCCCAGGGGAGAGGGCUUGUCAAACAGGCUCUACUCCCAUCGCCCGCCACCUGGCCCGUCCCCCCUCGUCAGGAACUGGAUGAACAGCUCCACAAUCCCUGGUUCCCUGGUCCAACCGAGACAGACGCCCCCACCACAAUUCAGCCAGCCUCAGACCCCAAAGAUGAUGCAUCUCCGCUUUGGUGCCAACUCCCCAGGCCCCUCCCCCUACUACAGCCCUUCCUCCACUCCUGUGCAGCCUAUCAGGUACCCUGGGCCCGUCACCCAGCUCCACCCCCAACACAAGAGACUCCUCGGCCAGAAGCGGACAGCAGAAAGGAAGGCAGAGAGCUGGGACCCCUACUGCCACCUGAUGACUGAGAAGGAGAAGGAGUGGAUCACCCGGCUACAGAUGAUCCAGCUGCAGACGGAGAACCCUGACCUGGAGGAUUACUACUACCAGGAAUAUUACCGGCGGAUGGAGGACAAGCUGGUGGAGGAGGAGCUGGGAAUGCGGAGCAAGAGGGAGCCUCCUAAACUCUUCACGCCCUACAUCACUAAGACUGAACCCUACACACCAGUGGUCCACAUAGAGGGCUCUCUUGGCCAGGUGGCGGUUUCCACAUGCUACUCCCCUCGCCGGGCCAUCGGUGCCGUGAACGCCAACCCAACCCAUGGAUCACAUGAGGAACCCAAAGACGUGAAAACACAGCAACACGAGGUCCUAAUGCAGAUGGAGAAGCUCUUUGUGGUUCUGCUUGAAGUGGAGGAGGAAGACAGGAUGAAGGGCAAGGUAUUGGCUGAGGCGGAGGAGAAAAAGGCGAAGGAGAAGACUCGGCGGAAGGUUCAGAACAUCUUGUCUCAGCUGCAGCACUACGAUGCCCUAGAGACGGGUGUGGAGUUCCUGUCGUGUCUCAUGUUCAGCAAGGGGAAAAAGCUGAUCUCGCGCCUGCUUCCGUUCCUGGACCAGGCCGCCGGCCUGAGGAUCCUGACCGUGGUGACCUCUCACAUCCCCACGCUGAUGAGCAGAGACAUGGAUGAGGUUCUCCCUGUGCUCUACCCCUCCCUGAGGACUGUGAUCUCAAUGCUGACCUUCAGCCAGCUCAUAGUCAUCCUGAAGAACCUGACGUCCGUCGGGGAGACCCCGGAGGGUCCCGGGGGCCUCCUGCAGACCUGCCAGAACAAGUUUGGUCUGUCCCUGCUCUAUGCCCUCCUGUCCCAAGGGGAGAGGUUGCUUUCCUCUGGGAGCCCCUUGGAUCCCAGCAUCGGAGACUUCGAGACCUGGACGGACACGAUCUUCCAGGUGGCGGGCGAGCUGUCCCACUGCACCCUGGUAGAGCCCCUGCUACUGCCCUCAAACCUCCUCACGCUGUUCUGCCGAUACCUGGACAAACGCACCGUCCACCAGCUCAAGAGCAACAUGGAAUCUGCGUCAGGGUUGGCUCUUCCAUCGUGAAAGGGAGGAGCUCUAGAAGUUAAUCUCUUCAGCAGAUUGUCAACCCAACGGUAGGAGUUCACCAACGUGGUGGACUGGAUUCUCCGUGCAGAUCUACUGUAAAUAACGACUGUAUUUAUUCCCCUGUCCCUCACCUUUCCCUCACGCCGUUUCCAUUUUAUUUCCUUUAUCUUGUUUUUUAUGUUCUCCCCCUUGAAACGCCCAUGAUUAUGUUUACUCAGCAUGUCAGGUUGACUUGUGUUAAACAAGGUUUAUUUUUAUAGGUGCUGCUUGAUGUCAGCUUUGUUAGCUUGACCUCUAGUGGGAGCUAAUGGGCUCUGCUAGUUCAUUCUGCGAAUUUGUGAUCCAAUAGUUUCUGAGAAGGCACCUUGAUGGACCUUAACGUUUUGGGGUCAAAAGGGUUUUGGCCGUACUCUACGUUAUCGUUUGUAAACUGAGUUUAACGUUCUGUAGCUCGGAUUCUUGGGAUUGUAUAGUUAUUUAUGAUUGUACAGCUACAUAUCUGUUCAUUGUAGAAAUGCUAAAUGCUACCUUCUGGCACGCCAGGAGAGGCUGUGCAAAAUGUUAUUAUUUUAUUUGAUGCUUUUGUAAAACAAAGUGAAUGUAUGUACAUAUGUGGAAUAGCGCACAUUGCACUGUAUUCCUCAUGUUUAAAUAUCUCAGUUGUCUAAUAUUAUUUAAGUUGGAAACGGAAAUUAUUUAACAUGCACUAUAGAGCACUUGCAAGAUAAAUAAAAUUCUGUAUAAA